Molecule: messenger RNA, 1095 nt
Organism: Acanthamoeba castellanii str. Neff
Lineage: Eukaryota; Discosea; Longamoebia; Acanthamoebidae
Exons: 2
Source: RefSeq, a predicted model, not a curated record
AUGGAAGUGCUCCCGUCUUCACGUCUGGACCUACACACUGAUUCCGAUUCGACGGAGUGGGGUGCCGCGUGCUCGUUCCCGCUCGACUCUAUGUCCAUCGCCUCGCCGUCUCCCUCUCCCCUCCUCUCCGCUACCCCCCGCUCGCCUAACACUCCACCACGAAGCCCUUCACUCUCUUCACACGGCGACGCCGACCUCCACGAGAACGAAGAAGGUGACAGCCAUGGCCACGCCACCAUCGUCACCCCUUCGCCCGAACCGAUCGCCCCUCUUUCCUCGUCUGCCUCAGAUAGCUCCGAGGAGAUUGUGGCGCACAGUUACCUGUCAACGGAGCCCCUGCUGCCACCACCGCACGGCCUGCCACCGCCGCCCGUGCCCCCAUCAUCGCCUGCCGCACUUGCCUCCGCUCCAGCCGCGUCUUCGUCGCAGGCCACGGAAGAGCCGCCGGUGCCUCUGCUGGCUGCCGCCACGCAGUUGCCGCGGCUCGAUCUGGAGUCGCUGAUGGGCAGCCUGACUUCGCUGUCGUCGCUCAGCUGCCUCUCGUCCCUCUCGUGCCUCACCGCUCUCUCAUCGCUUUCGGCGCUUUCCGCCCUCUCGUCCCUCUCCUCGCUCGCCGCGCUGGCGCCCGGCCAUGCUCACGCCGGCCCGGCCCCGCCCGCGACCCCCGUCAUCCCACCCUCGCUCGCCUCGCUCAUCUCCUCGCUCGCGGCCCCUCCCACACACUACUCUCACCACCACCACCACCACCACCACGCGCCAGCGCAGAGCGCGGUCGUGUUCGCUGCCGCCCCGGUGCCGUUCACGCAGCUGCCGAGCCAACAGCAGUCGACGAUCAACAAGUCACCGCGCUCGCUGCUCACCGAAGCUUUCGCCUCCGCAACUCCGGCGCCUGCUGAGGACGUGCUGCCCGGCAAGGUGGAGGAUGGGACCUUCCACGCGUUGUGCUCGGAGCAGGGGGAGAUGGACGCCGCAGCGGCGGCGGCGGCGAUGACAGGGUCUGUUCCCGUCUCGGUCGAUGCCAAACGGCGCCAGGCGCUGCUGCAGCUCCCAGCGCCCUCACCCUCGCCUUCGCUGCUGUUGCCGCCCUCGCUGGCC